AUGGCAGGUCAAGAGGACUCCAUUGAAGUAGUUGCUGCGACACGAAAAGAGAUGAUAAGAGCCCUUAGAGCUGCACAGGAACUGUCAAACACUCCGGAUGAGGACUCUGCUCGUAUUAACAAUAACACUGACGAUGACAACGAAGCUAGUGAAGAAACUAAUAUGAGUGUGAAGUUCCGAAAUUAUUUCCCUCGUGAUAAGAAGCUUAUGGAAGGAAAGCUUAAAACUGGUCCAAUAUUGAAGUUUGAUGACCCUAUUGCAGCAGUAGUGCCUUUUCCAUCAGAGAAGAAAAAGGACCCGUUCAAGGAUCUUGUUCCCAAAGCACCACACUUUGAACUUCAAAGGGAUGUGCAGAAGAGGCUUGAUAAGCUUGAAAGGCGAACGCAGAAGGCGUUGUGUAAAAUUAUGGAGCAAGAAAGGCUGAAGCAAGAGACUGAAUGA
Messenger RNA from Rosa rugosa (rugosa rose), 441 nucleotides. RefSeq lists its product as uncharacterized. The transcript has a single exon. The record is from RefSeq and is a predicted model, not a curated record. Gene Ontology annotation, cellular component: U2-type spliceosomal complex; post-mRNA release spliceosomal complex. Bases 1 to 441 code for a protein of 146 amino acids. Lineage: Eukaryota; Viridiplantae; Streptophyta; Magnoliopsida; Rosales; Rosaceae.